Molecule: messenger RNA, 2329 nt
Organism: Tripterygium wilfordii
Lineage: Eukaryota; Viridiplantae; Streptophyta; Magnoliopsida; Celastrales; Celastraceae
Exons: 9
Coding region: 254-2257 (667 amino acids)
Source: RefSeq, a predicted model, not a curated record
CGUACUAAAGAAGCAAACCCAAAAAGCCGCACGAAGCCACGAACACACCAGGCAGGCUCGCCCUAAAAAUAUUCAGACUCAAAAUUUCCCUUUCGUAUCCUUGAAUUUUCUCUUUCUCGCUUUCUCUUCCAUUGCUCAGGCGACUCUUCAAAUUCAAUAUUGUUUUCAAUUUUCAGUUACUGAGUGAGUCAACUCAGUUCCGGUCCACUCGGCCCUAUCAAUGUGUCUUUGAGUUGCUUGUCGUGGAUUUUCCAUGGAAACAGUGGUUGGAGGGGAGGGGAAUGAUGAAGGGAAGCUUGAGGAGAGUGCGGUUCAGAAGAGUAGCUCCGAUUUGUCUUCAUCCAAGGGAAUUGCUGACCCGGUUGUAUACAAGCUUGUUCGGGUUGAAGGAGAUGGGAGAUUAGUCCCUGCAACAGAUGAUGAAGUGAUGGAGGUUGAGGGUUUGCUUGACGAUGAGAAGAGUGAACUACAAAGCCUUACGGGCUCUGAUCAGAUUGUACAGACCAUUUUUAAUGAAAGCUCGUUGACUGGGAUCCCUCAAAUAGAAAGCUCAGGUUUGUCUCAAUCUGAGAACACAGAAGAUACGGGAAAAUUAAAUUCAAGACUUGAGUAUAUCGAGGAAAUGUUACAAAAGGUCAAACAAGAAGAGAGGCUCCGCUUAGCAUAUGGAUCUCCUGAUCAUUCUUCUGCUUAUGUGAUUGUAGACAGCCAGUGUUCUGAUCAGCAUGAUAAGUUACCUGGUGUUGAUAAGAAGCUUGAAUCUGAAAAAACUCUGCAGGGAAAUCACACUUCCGUGGUGCCAACUUUGAGUGGAAGACAUGUUAGUCAAUCUGAAGUUGCUGGGGAGUGCUCAAAAUCUCGAGAUGAGCUGAGAGAAGGUGGAUCAUCAACUUGUGGCAUCUUUAAUAAUUCGAAACCUGAUUUUUCAAUAAUAAAGGGAGAAAUAUGCUUGGACAAAAUGUCUAUCAAAGAACUUCAUGAAACUUUUAAAGCCACAUUUGGGCGAGAAACAACUGUCAAGGACAAACAGUGGCUUAAGAGAAGGAUUGCAAUGGGGUUGACUAAUUCCUGUGAUGUUCCAAACACUAGUUUCAUAAUUAGAGAUAACAAACUCGUGAAGACAGGUGAAGAAGAACGCUCUAAUAGUGUGUACAAUAUUCUUAUAGAGGAUCCAACAGUGAAAGCAGUUAUUGGAGACUGUGAUGAUUCCACAAUUGCUAUCUUUAGUCCAACAGAAGACUAUCAGAUUGUUUCUGACAAGAGAUUGAGAGAUAGCAUAGACACCAAUUCUGGAGCUGAAGAAGCUAGCUUGGAACAGAGAGCAGCCAAAAGAGUUCGGAAGCCUACUAAAAGAUACAUUGAAGAGCUUUCAGAAGCAGAGUUCAAAGAAUGCAGUGGAAAGACAGUGACCUCUGCUAAAUACUCCGGACUUGGACUGAUGUCCCAAAAGACUCAGGCAAGGCCUGCCAGAAAUUCGUCUUUAGAUGGGAGAAACAUCAUUACCCGGUUGGAUUCUCUUGGCGGGUUUGGUGUUCAUGUUCCAUGUGUUUCUCGUGUUCGAAGAAGCCGUCCCAGAAAAAAUAUCAUGGGUCUUAUGAAAUUCCAUCCUGAUGGUGAGGGCAUGAUGGUGAAUUUGGUAGAGGAUGCCCUUGGUGUUAAUGGUUCUCAUCUGGAUGAUGGGUGUGGGAAUAAGGAUUUGAAGACUGUAUCUGCUCCAGAUCAAAGUCUGGUACUGUGUAUAGCUGAAUCUGAUAUAGAUAAGAAAGACUCAGCAAUGGAUGUGAUCAAAGUGGAACAGAGUUUGGAGCUUAAACAUGUCUGUUCUUUGGCGAAUACCACUGAUGGCAAUAUAGCUACCGUGCCUACAUCAAAAGGCGGAAUUAGAAGGAAACAUCAUCGAGCGUGGAGUCUUGCUGAGGUUAUGAAGCUUGUCGAGGGUGUAGCUAGGUAUGGAGCUGGAAGGUGGUCUGAGAUCAAACGGCUUGCGUUCGCGUCCUAUUCGUAUCGCACCUCUGUUGAUCUCAAGGACAAGUGGAGGAAUCUGCUGAAAGCUAGCUUUGCACCGACAACUGCUGAUAAAGGGAUUAAUUCCAAGAAGCAAGCGGCUUCGAUGCCUAUUCCUGCACCUGUUUUGGUUCGAGUGAGAGAGCUUGCAGAGAUGCAUGCCCAGGUUCCACCAAGUCUUGGCUCGAACAAGCUGGCUAAAUACGGUAAUGGUGGAAGAAGUGUACAUGAAACUAGAUCAGGCUACUUGUAACAUCGUAAUCUGUAAAUACUACAAUUUGGCUGAUUUCAGGAUUUAAAAAAUAUACAUAUACUAAUUUGCCCA